Messenger RNA from Condylura cristata (star-nosed mole), 1947 nucleotides. It is a transcript of the gene FAM178B, whose product is annotated as family with sequence similarity 178, member B. The record is from RefSeq and is a predicted model, not a curated record. The transcript is spliced from 17 exons. Bases 1 to 1947 code for a protein of 648 amino acids. Lineage: Eukaryota; Metazoa; Chordata; Mammalia; Eulipotyphla; Talpidae.
AUGGCCAGGCCCCAGAAGACCCUGCUAGCCCUUCCUCCGAGAAAAGGGGUCCAGGCAACCGCUGUCACACCCAUCCUCCUGCCCACCCUGAAGCACAACGCCUUUGACCAUCCCCUGCACCUCCGCUCCUCUCGGCGCCUCUGCAGCCCCAACUCUGCUCCGACUCCCAAAUUGCCAAAGAAGUCCAAGAUGCAGGCACCUGGAGACAUGUUCCCCGUUGACUGGAGCCCACCACCUAUAGAGUUCUUGAACCCCAGGGCACCCCACGCCGGCAGCGGGGCGCCAGCCCAGACACAGGUUGGUGCAGCGGGUCCCCAGGGCCUGAGCACACCAGCCUGCCAGCUGCCAGAGGAGAUGGAGCAGGAACCCCAGGGCGUGGACCCCAGGGGGGAGCUGGCCUCACUGGAGGAACUCUUCUUGAAGCUGGCAGGGCCGAGCCAGAAGGUGGCAGUCGCUGCGGGGGACACCCAGACCUCGGGCUCAGGAAGCUACAUCAAUAGCUUGGAUUACUUACUGCAGGAGAAGAGGGAGCAGUCCCUGGAGCUGGAGCGAGAGAAGCAGCUUCUGCAGAACUGUGCCGACCUCAGCUCCCUAGAUCUCGAUGAAAAUGAAGUAUCUCUCACACCCGAGCACAGGAUGCUGGUGCAGCGGUUCUCCGUGUCAAUGCAGGUCAUCCCAAUAGUGCAUCCAGGCGAGAUGGUGUUUCUACCCAGGCAGCACCCCCAGCCCUGCAUCCUGAACUGUUCACACCUGCAGCCACGCAACCACCUAGAAAGGAUGUUCUUCAGCUCCCCGCCGGCCCAGCAACUCUCCUUUCUUAGAAGAGGCCUCCUGAGUAACCUCUAUCUGCACGUGCUGGACUGCCCCCUGCCUCUGCUCCGAUGGCUGUUCCAGCUGCUUUCAUGGCCUCCAGAAACUUCUUCAAGAGCCUUUGAUCUCCUGUGGGAGCUCAGCAUGAAUAGGCUCUUCCAUCAGUCUGACGGUGACGUGCACUUGUGGUGCCCAUCGCUGCAAGACAUCAAUGAUACAUUUCACAGACUGGGAGCCCACAACCCUGCUGUCUACCCUCUGGGGCCCAUCCAGCAGGAGUGGAGCAGUGGACGCGUGCUUCAGAGUGAGGCUGGCCUGAGGCAGGGCGAGCAGAACUCCCCGCAGGAGACCGCCUUGGACACCAGCCUGACUUACAUCUAUAAGUUCCUGACACUGUGCGUCCUAGCCCAGCCUGGGGCCUACACCGACAGCAACCUCCUGGGCCUGAUUGAGCUGCUGUGCCGAGCAGGCCUGGAUGUGGGGCUCCGCCUGCUACCCAAAACCGAUCUCCAGCAGCUACUGCUCUUGCUCCUGGAGAACAUUCAGGAGUGGCCAGAGAAGCUGCAGCAGCUCUGCAAUGCCCUGAGCUGGGUGUCCGAUCAUCACCACAACCUGCUGGCCCUCGUGCAGUUCUUCCUGGAUGUCACCUCCCGGAGCAGGCAGCUUCGAGGCCAGUUGAGCCUGGUGAUCAUUGCCCGGAUGCUGAACCAGCAAGAGAUACUUUCUCUCUGGGAAGACAAGACCCACCUGUCCUCUCUCAGCCAGCUCCUCAGCCUCAUGAGGCCAUCCUCCCUCGGACAGUACCUGGGCUUUGAGGCCUGGCCCACCUACCAGGAGCAACAGCCAAAGGCCAGCGCUGAGCUGGACCACAAGGUCUGCUAUCUAUGCCACAGCCUCCUGACACUGGCCGGGGUGGUAGUCAACAGCCAGGACAUCACUCCAGAUCAGUGGGAGGAGUUGCAGCUGCUGUGCAUGCAGUUAGACUGCCACAUCAGCACCCAUAUCCGGGAGAGCCCCCAGGCCAUGCACCGGACCAAACUCAAGGACUUGGCUGCCCAGACCUACAUCCGCUGGCAGGAGCUGCUGGGCCACUGCCAGCCCCAGGCCCAGUACUUCAGCCCCUGGAAGGACAUGUAA